Messenger RNA from Austrofundulus limnaeus, 1979 nucleotides. RefSeq names its product cytochrome P450, family 2, subfamily Y, polypeptide 3 (gene cyp2y3). NCBI's taxonomy places the organism in Eukaryota, Metazoa, Chordata, Actinopteri, Cyprinodontiformes, Rivulidae. Gene Ontology annotation, biological process: xenobiotic metabolic process. Gene Ontology annotation, cellular component: cytoplasm; intracellular membrane-bounded organelle. Gene Ontology annotation, molecular function: heme binding; oxidoreductase activity, acting on paired donors, with incorporation or reduction of molecular oxygen, reduced flavin or flavoprotein as one donor, and incorporation of one atom of oxygen; iron ion binding. The record is from RefSeq and is a predicted model, not a curated record. The transcript has 9 exons. The coding region runs from base 18 to 1487 and encodes 489 amino acids.
CGGGUCAGCAGAUCAGGAUGGACCUCUCUACAGCUCUGACCCUGCUGGGCCUGGUUCUGGCUCUCAUCUGGACCCUGAGAGAAAAAGUGGGUCGGAACCUUCCUCCUGGACCCUUCGCGCUGCCGCUGAUCGGAAACCUGCUGCAGAUCAACAAGAAGGCGCCUUUCAGGAGCUUUGUGGAGUUGAGUAAAACCUACGGUCCGGUGAUGACCCUGCACCUGGGCUGGCAGAGGUCCGUGGUUCUGACCGGAUAUGAGACCGUGAAGGAGGCCCUGGUGGACCAGGCAGAGGACUUCACAGGAAGAGCCCCGGUUCCGUUCCUGCAUAAAGCUACCAGAGGGUUCGGUAUUGGCAUCAGUAACGGGGAACGUUGGCGCCAGCUGCGGCGCUUCACGCUCACGACCCUCAGAGACUUUGGGAUGGGUCGUAAAGGGAUGGAGGAGUGGAUCCAAGAGGAGAGCAAACACCUGAGGGAGGGCAUCCAGAGCUUCAAAGGCAAAUCUUUUGACCCGUCCAUUUUGUUGAGUCGCACCGUGUCCAACGUGAUCUGCUGCCUGGUGUUCGGCCAGCGCUUCAGCUAUGAAGAUGAGCAGUUUGUGGACCUUCUGGCCACCAUAUCUGAGAUUGUACGGUUCAACAGCAGCCCUCUGGGUGUGAUGUACAACCUCUUCCCCUGGCUCAUGGAGCGUCUUCCCGGCAAACAGCACUAUGUUUUUGAAAAAAUCGACGAGAUCAGAGCUUUUGUCAUGAAGAAGAUCCAGGAGCACAAAGACACGGUGGACCCGAGCUCACCCAGAGACUUUAUUGACUGCUUCCUCAUCCGGGCUCACCAGGAAAAGAAUAAUCCCUCCACUGAGUUCCACUACGACAACCUGGUGGCGACGGUGAUUAAUCUGUUUGUGGCGGGAACAGAAACCACCAGCUCCACCAUCAGAUACGCUUUUGGUGUUCUGAUCAAACAGCACAAAAUUCAGGAAAAAAUGCACGAGGAGAUCGACACCGUGAUUGGGAAGGAACGGUGCCCCAGCAUGGAGGAUCGAAAGUCCCUCCCAUUUUCGGACGCCGUCAUCCACGAGGUUCAGCGUUUCCUGGACAUCGUCCCCUUCAGCCUCCCUCACUAUGCCCUGCAGGACUUCUCCUUCAGGGGUUACACAAUCCCUAAGGGGACGGUGAUUUUUCCUUUGCUGCACUCUGUGCUUAAAGACGAAAAGCAAUGGACGAAUCCCAUCUCCUUUGACCCCCAGCACUUCCUGGACCAGAACGGCAACUUUAAGAAAAAUCCUGCUUUCAUUCCUUUUUCUGCAGGAAAAAGAGCGUGUGUUGGCGAGUCUCUGGCACGCAUGGAGCUGUUUCUCUUCAUCGUGGCGAUCCUGCAGAACUUCAGCCUGUCCUGCCCUGAAGGCCCCGACAGCAUCGACCUCAUCCCGGAGUACAGCAGCUUCGCCAACUUGCCUCGGCGCUACAACAUCAUCGCAACGCCACGRUGAGGCAGAGAAGCUGCUCUCCAUUGCCAGGAUCUCCAUUCAGUUCGGUUAUUCCUGCAUAACACGUUUUAUUGAACAAUUUGUUGUUAUUCUGCUUAGGAAAGAUCAAAAUGGAAGAAAAUUUGGUUUCUGUGAGUGUUUUAGGGGUCAUGGGUUGAAAUAAGAAUCCAUCGUUCUGUUUGAGAGCAACAGACCAACAUUUGGGUCCAGAAACGUUGAUGAGUUGAACAAACUCUUGGGUCCAGGAUCACUAACCUCUAAACAAAACAUUAAAUCUGUAAAACUCUAACAGCAGAAAAGCAUGUGUGCAGACUCAUGUUUUUUGUAAAUAACCUUUGUAAACCAUUUUUGUCAACCUAUCACCCAGCUUUUCAUAUGUAUUUUUACUUAUUUCAUGUAUUUUACCCAAGUACACUUAUAUUCAUUGUACAAUAAGUAAUAUAAAUGUAUUAUAUGAAAAUGAAUGUUGCAAAAUAAAUUUGUGUGACUAACAUA